GCCCAUAGACAGAGGAACAGCAGAGGGACACAGCGAGCCUGUGCAUGUAAACAUAGUGAUGUCGGACUCUCCGGAUUCCCGCAGCCUACUCUCUGCUUCAUCACAGCUCAACCUGAUGGAGAUUGACGCAAUUGAUGAUAAGGAAUUUGACAUUCCCCAAGUUGACACACCUCCCACACUGGAGAGCAUCCUUAAUGAGCUGGAGGAUGAGGAGGAACCAUUUGUAUUAGAGGAUACCUGCGUGCUAAACACAGAUAACAUGGAUGCUCACUCCUGUGACACCUCCUCUCUGGCCAGCUCAGACAGUGGAGACCCAGCACAUCUUAAACGAAGGAGGAGGACAAUGGAUCUGAAUGCGACGGUUCAUGGGUCUGUUCUUCGACACAGCCUGCUGAAGGGCAUUUCUGCACAGAUUGUCUCUGCUGCUGACAAAGUGGAUGCUGGACUGCCAACUGCUAUAACCGUGGCUGGUGUGAUUGCUGUAGGAACGUCUCAUGGUCUGGCUCUGGUCUUUGGAAAAGAUACCAAUCAGGCUCUGCGGCUCUGUCUGGGUACCAAGGCAACUGGGGCAGAGUUUGGAGCGGUCUCUGCCCUGAGCAUCAACCACGAUUGCUCAAGACUUCUCUGCGGGUUUGCCAAAGGACAGAUUACAAUGUGGGAUCUAGCCAGCGGGAAGCUCCUGAGAACAAUCACUGAUGCCCACCCUCCAGGGACAGCUAUACUACAUGUGAAGUUCACAGAUGAUCCAACUCUUGCAGUGUGCAAUGACAGUGGAGGAUCAGUUUUUGAGCUGGCUUUCAGGAGGGUGAUGGGGAUGCGGUCAUGUGACUCUCGAUGUCUCUUCAGUGGUUCUAAAGGUGAGGUCUGCUGUGUUGAACCAUUGCGUGCUCCUCCAGACUUCAGAGACCAUCCCAUCACACACUACUCUCUGCUGGCUAUGGCCUCUCUCACUAAGAUUCUGGUCAUUGGACUAAAGCCCUCGCUGAAAGUCUGGAUGACUUUCCCAUACAGCAAGUCCGAUCCAUCCAGUGUUCCCCAGCUGGCUUGGCAGUUUGUUCCUGUUCAGAAGACGGUCAACCCUAUCCUGGCUUUUUGUAAAGGAGAUACAGUCUACUUCCUCUUGGUAAGGAAGGAGGAGACGGGGACCAUCCAUGUCAUCAAACAAAAACAACUCCACCUCAGCUGUGACAUCAUUAGCCUGAGUUGGAUUAACAGUCGUACGCUGGUCCUGGUAGACAGCCAUGAAAAGCUGCAGGUUGUGGACCGGCCCAGUCAGGAAGUAUUGGAGACUCUGGAUUUGGAGCAAGUGCAACUGGUCUAUAACAGCCGACAUUUCAAAUCGCUGGCAACUGGAGGGAAUGUCUCACAGGCUCUGGCUUUAGUUGGAGAAAAGGCCUGCUAUCAAUCAGUCUCAAGCUACGCAGGACAACUUGUCUAUUUGGGUACCAAGUCGGCUCACAUUAUGGCUCUAAGGAAUUGGAGAGAGCGUAUAGACUGUUUGCUGAAGCAGGAACAUUUUGUUGAGGCUCUCUCUCUGGCCUGGUCCUUCCACGAGGGAACUGCUAAGGCUGUGGUUGGCUUGUUUGGGGAGCCAGCAAAAAGAAAGGGAGUGGUGGGUGACAAGAUGGUAGAGAUCCUGUUCCAGUUUGCAGAGCAUGCUUUGAAGAAGUGUCCAGAACAAGGCAAGAUCCAAGUGAUGGAGCAACAUUUCCACGAUGUGGUUCCAGUCCUGGUGGACUACUGCCUGCUGCUAAAGAGGACCGACCUGAUGUUUAACCAGCUGUAUUCUCGGCUGGGAAACAUGGUAGCUAAGGGUGUCUUUCUAGAGUCAUUGGAGUGUACAUUGUUGCGGAAGCUCGGUCACCUCACCACGCCCGUCAUGAAGGACCUCCCUUUCCUACAUGGCAAUGGCAUGAUGGACAGCCUGAGAUGCAUUGUCCAUCUGGAUGUGACCAGCCUGGACAUACAACAGGUGGUUCAAGUGUGUUGGGAGAACCAACUCUAUGAUGCAAUGAUCUACGUUUUCAACAGCAGUAUGAAUGACUACAUUACACCGAUGGAGAAACUCUUUGCAGUGAUUGGCCCACCACUUAGAGCUGGGAGGGGUCUAACAGAUGAGGAAGUGGUGAUGGGAAACAAACUUUUGGUGUACAUAAGUGUGUGUGUGUGUGGAAGGGCAUAUCCACUAGGAAACAUCCCUGAAGACCUUGUGGUUCAAGUCAAGAACCAGGUGUUUGAGUUCCUUAUCCGUCUUCAUUCAGCCGAUUCGUUAGAGGAGGAGGAUGUUUUCCCGUAUAUUCGUACACUCCUCCACUUUGAUACCCGGGAGUUCCUUAAUGUCCUUGCCAUGACAUUUGAAGACUUUAAGAAUGAUAAGCAGGCCCUUGAGUACCAGCAGAGGAUAGUGGACAUCCUACUUCAGGUGAUGGUGGACAACCCAGACUUCACUCCAUCCCAGGUGGGCGGGCUCUUCACCUUUUUGGCCCGCCAGUUGGCCAAGCCAGACAACACACUUUUUGUGAACAGAAAGCUCUUUGAUCAGGUUCUGGAGUUCCUGUGUUGCCCAGACGAUGACUCCCGACAUACUGAGAGGCAGCAGGUUCUGCUGGAGCUGCUGCAGGUUGGCGGUGUGGUACAGUUUAAUGAAGAAAGGCUGUUGGCUUUGGCAGAGAAAGCUAAGUUCUACCAAAUCUGUGAAUUUCUUUAUGAGAAGAAACAUCUGUAUGACAGGAUCAUUGACUGCUAUCUGAGAGACCCCCUCAGAAAGGGGGAAAUCUUCAGCUACAUCCACAAUCUGAUGUCCAUGCCUGGCUACAGCCCGGAGGAGAAACAGAUAGUCAAGGACAAAGGACUGCAACACAUACAGGAGCUUGUGAUCCUUGAUCCCAGCAAGUCAGCUGACCUAGUUGUGUUUCACUAUGCUAAAGAGGUGCAGCAAAUCAUCUCUGAGCUUCAGGAUGACCAGCUACUUUUCAAGUUCCUCAACUGCCUCCUGGAGCCACGGGAAGGCCAUCAUUCAGGGACCAACCUGGCUCUGGAACGUGACCUCCAUGAGCUUCUGCUAGGCUUACAGUGCCGCUUUGCCCCCCAGCAACUCCUGAGCUUCCUGCAGACCUCCCAGCACUACAGACUGGAGGAGGCCAUACAAAUAACACAGAAGUACCACCACAAUGAGGCUACAGCCUAUCUGCUGGAGAAGAAAGGAGAUGUUCAUGGAGCUUUUGCUGUUUUGUUAGAGACAUUGAAGGAAAAACUAAAUCUCCUUACUGCUGAGGGUGACAGAGGAGUUGAACGAGAUGGAAGACCAGAUAAAGAGGAGAACGACAGUGAAUCAACACUGAUGAGAGUAACGGAUUCACUGAAUAACAUCAUUGCCUUGUGUCAUCGAAGCUCUGACAACCUAUACCAGCAACAAAGAGAGGUUCUAUGGUUUCCAUUGCUGGAGACAAUGAUGACUUCUCAAAAACUAGUAAAGGGGCUCAAUGCCGAACAUACAUUUGAAGUGCUGAAGGAGCUGACGAUGAAGGUUCUCAACUGCAUGAGCAGCUUUAUUUCUCUGCCUGCCAUCAUCCAACGAAUACUGCAGGACCCAGUCUAUGGGAAAGGAAAGCUGGCAGAGAUCCAAGGCCUUAUUCUGGGUAUGCUGGACACUUUUAACUAUGAACAGACUUUACUUGAAACCACCACCAGUCUGUUGAACCAUGACCUCCACUGGUCCCUGGCUCACCUGCGUGCUGCUGUCUCAAGGGGACUUCACCCACGACAAGACCACUGUAACAUCUGCCUCCAGCUUUACAAGAGGAGGCAGGACUCAGCUGAGGAGAUCAUUGUUUUCAGCUGUGGCCACCUGUACCACUUACACUGCCUGCAGCAGAAGGACUCUGGGUGGGGCUUUAGUUCAGAGGUGCAACAGCGGUGGCGCUGCUACAAGUGUUCCUCCAGCCAAGGAGGAAGGGGCGGGCUUUCCACUGAGACAAAAAGAGGCCGCAGCACGUCCCUGGCACAGACUCGUGUAACAUCAGUGUAUCAUGACGCAGGAGCAGAGGCUCACAGGAAGAAGGUGGUUGUUGACGCAACAUUAGACCUUCAGCAGGAACAGUCCUGGGAUCAGCUACGCUGUUUAUACCGAGGACCAUCCAGGUUGUCCAUCCUUUCAGAACUUGCCCACUGCCAUAGCAAUGACAAGACAGGGCUUCUAAUUCCAGGUCAACCAGGAACAGAGAUUUUCCAACUGAAACUCUCUCCUCCACCCUUGUUGGAAGAGUAGCACCAUAACUGGUUGUGGAUCCAUGUUUUCUUCAUUGGUCCAGACUUAAGUCAAUGGGAUUGGUUAAAGUCAUUGCCAUAACUAUUCUACAUCAGUGUCGGCUGUAGAAUUUCCACUGUUUUUGUUGUUGUGACAGUUGAUGUUGUAUGUCUUUCAAAACAAAUGGUUUAAUAUUGAUAAUAUUUAGUAAUCUAAUUCUACUGACUGUAACUUUAAUUUUAUCCAUUGUUAAUGUACUACAGUUGGCUGAACAAUGUAGCUUGGUUUGCAUGUUGGUUCUGGGAUGUCAAAAGGUGGAUCCUAACAUAACUGCAAAGGAUGUUAGGGAAAUGAUACUAAAUGUUAGUAAAAGUAAAAGACGCAAGAUACUUUUGCCUCUUUUUUAGGGAUGUUAAUAUGUUAGAUUACACUUUACUUCAAGGGAUCUACAUAAAAGUGACAUGACACGUGUCAAAACCUAAACAAGUCAUACACGGUUAUGACAUAACCUUUUAGUAAGUGUCAUUCGGUUUUGUCAUGACAAAUUAUGAUUAGGGUUCAUGUGUCAUGACAGUGUCAUGUGUUCAUUACAAUGUCCUGUCACUUUUAUGUGGAAAACAAGUACAGUGUUACCAUAUGUUAAUAUUAAUGACAAAUGACCUUUGUUGCCCAAAUCCAAAACUGAACAAGCAUAAACUGCUAAAUUAAUUUUCAGAGGUUUUACCUUUUGUUGAUGUUAGUGGUAUGUGCUAGGGUUAACGAUAUUGUGUUUUAGCAUCGACAUCGCGAUGUGUGCAUGCGUGAUAGUGACAUCGCAGGACGCUGCUUGACAGAAAAGUAAACUUCCACUGUUAACCUUUU
This is a messenger RNA of Etheostoma spectabile (orangethroat darter), 5107 nucleotides long. RefSeq names its product VPS8 subunit of CORVET complex (gene vps8). NCBI's taxonomy places the organism in Eukaryota, Metazoa, Chordata, Actinopteri, Perciformes, Percidae. The record is from RefSeq and is a predicted model, not a curated record. Gene Ontology annotation, cellular component: late endosome; early endosome; HOPS complex. Gene Ontology annotation, molecular function: protein binding. Gene Ontology annotation, biological process: endosomal vesicle fusion; protein targeting to vacuole.